Messenger RNA from Ictalurus punctatus (channel catfish), 4923 nucleotides. It is a transcript of the gene camk1a, whose product is annotated as calcium/calmodulin-dependent protein kinase Ia. Gene Ontology annotation, cellular component: intracellular anatomical structure. The coding region runs from base 242 to 1417 and encodes 391 amino acids. The transcript has 12 exons. Gene Ontology annotation, biological process: peptidyl-serine phosphorylation. NCBI's taxonomy places the organism in Eukaryota, Metazoa, Chordata, Actinopteri, Siluriformes, Ictaluridae. Gene Ontology annotation, molecular function: calmodulin binding; calcium/calmodulin-dependent protein kinase activity; ATP binding. The record is from RefSeq and is a predicted model, not a curated record.
UCUAAGACUCUGUGCGCAUUGUUCCAGAUGUUGUCUGUCCCCCCAGCUGGGGUGAUGUCGGAACAUUGAAAAGUGCGGACGAAGGAACUUGCUGAUUUUAGGAUCCCUGCAGCGGCGCGUGUGACGUCAGAGCAGGUCUGGCUGAGCAGCGCGAGCGCGACAUCAGCGCUAAAGACUGCAAAGCAUUCAGCUCCGAGAGCAGGCGAACAGUAUCCCAGUGGAGCAUCAGCCCAACUGUACAAUGCCCUUAGAGGAAGGAAAAGGGUGGAAAAAGAAGACAACUGACAUCAAGGAAAAUUAUGACUUCAAAGAAGUUCUGGGAACCGGGGCAUUCUCUGAGGUGGUGCUGGCUGAGGAGAAGAGCACUCAGCGCCUCGUUGCUGUCAAGUGCAUCCCCAAGAAAGCACUGGAGGGCAAAGAGAACAGUAUCGAGAACGAGAUAGUUGUGCUACACAGGAUAAAACAUAAGAACAUUGUUUCACUGGAGGACAUAUUUGAGAGUCAGACACACCUGUACCUGGUCAUGCAAUUGGUAUCUGGUGGAGAGCUGUUUGACAGAAUUGUUGAGAAGGGUUUCUACACAGAGAGAGAUGCCAGUAAACUCAUUCAUCAGAUCUUAGAUGCAGUGAAAUAUCUGCAUGAUGUGGGCAUUGUGCACAGAGAUCUAAAGCCAGAGAACCUUCUGUAUUAUAGCAUGGAUGAAGACUCUAACAUCAUGAUAAGUGACUUUGGACUGUCAAAAAUCGAGGACUCUGGAACUGUGAUGUCGACUGCCUGUGGAACGCCUGGAUAUGUGGCUCCUGAGGUUCUGGCUCAGAAACCCUACAGCAAAGCAGUGGACUGCUGGUCCAUAGGGGUUAUUUCUUACAUUUUGUUAUCUGGAUAUCCACCAUUUUAUGAUGAAAAUGAUGCCAAGCUGUUUGAGCAAAUCCUGAAGGCUGAAUAUGAGUUUGAUUCUCCAUACUGGGACGAUAUAUCAGACUCAGCUAAAGAUUUCAUAUGCCACCUAAUGGAGAAAGAUCCAGAGCUAAGAUAUACUUGCGAGCAAGCCUUACAGCACCCAUGGAUCUCGGGAGACACUGCUCUUGAUAAGAACAUCCAUGAGUCCGUUAGCGCUCAGAUUAAAAAGAACUUUGCCAAGAGUAAAUGGAAGCAAGCCUUCAAUGCGACAGCCGUGGUGAGGCACAUGAGGAGGUUACAGCUGGGCACCAGCCUGGAGGGCUCGAGUCAAAUCACAACCACCAGCCCCUGUCACAGACAUCUGCUCCUGCCUGCUAAAGAGCACCACCUGGAAGAAGACGAGGACAAUGAAGAGGAGGAGAUUGGUUCUCCGGAUAUUGAUGGGCGACGCAACAGUGCUGAUCAGGACAGUGUCAGAAGCUGUGCAUACUGCUGUAGACCAACCAGCAGGGUCUGAGACAGACUUACUAGCAUGCAGAACCUAGUGAAGGCCAGCAGAUCCCAUUACACACAUAUGCCUAUCACCACCAGUCUGGUACUGUACUGAACACAGAGCUUAAUUAAAAGUGUCCACCAGAGGGAGCUAGUGCAAUGAGGAAGACAGCAAGAGAGGUUUGGGGGAGGACUGAAUAUGCUACCGAAGAGUUCCUUUAACUGUGUUUCCUUUAUAACACCUUUAGUUUUUGUCUGUUUUAUAUUUUGUAUCCCAACCAAAGACAGUCAUAAUUGUGUUCUACUGAGACUGGAAAGAUUAUUCUCCAGGUAUAUUCUCUGAAAGCAGCUUAAGAUGCUUUGGUAUCAAAUAUACUAUUUACGAAUUUUAAUGUUGUAGCCUGCUUUGUUAGUUUUGGCACUGAAAGCAGAGAUUAUGAAAUUCUGAUGCCACAUAAUAUUAGGCUUUACUUUAAAAUCCCCUGCCUUAAUCCAUGGUGUAUUUACUUGCUGAAUGGUUUGUGCACUGUUCACAUCUCUGACCCUGCAUCCGUGUCAGACUGGUUUAACCGGCUGGUGAUUCACAGCUUUAUGAUAGAGCUCCCUCAUGCGUACAUGGGACUAUUUUUUCCUUAGGCUGCUUUCACACUAGGCACCCCCCCCCCCCCAAAUCACCACAAGCCAGAACAGAAUAAAAAAGUGCUUCUUCCCAAAAAAAAAUUUGUUCAGAAAAGCACAGAAAGACAUCAAGCACUUUUUAUCUCCUGAAUAAUCAACGUGCAGCUCACGGGGGCACUGUAAGCAAGGGGAAAAAAAUAUCAUGGACAAAAAUAGUGAGUGAAUAUUCAUCAUUCAUCUUCAGUAACCACUAUAUCCUGAUCAGGGUCACGGUAGAUAAUAAGCCUUUCCUGGCACGAGGCAGGGAUACACCCUGGAUAGGAUGCCAGUCCAUCAAAGGACAGUGUGUACACUACAAGCAAUUUAGUGUUACCAAUUCACAUACAAGCAUUGUUUGGUUUGAGAUUGAUGGAAACCAGAGAAUCCCAAGGAAACCCACACAGACAUGAAGUUAACAUGUGAAACACUAAACAUUAACCCAAGCUCAGGAUUGAAACUGGGAGCCCUGGAACUAUGAGGCAACGUUAUCCAUUGUGCCCCCACGCCACCCAUGACUGAAUAUGAAAUGCUUACACUAUAUUUCCAAAAGUAUGUGGACACCUGUCCAUCACACUCAUAUGUGGGCUUUCCUCAAACUGGGUAAAAAGUUUGAAGCAGAGAAAUUGUAUGAUGUAGCACUAAAAUUUCCCCUUCACUGGAACUAAGGAGCUGUUACAGCAUGAGCAUGACUAUAUCCCUGUGUACAAAGUGAGGACCAUGAAGACAUAGUUUUCAAAGCUUUGAGUGGAGAACUGAAGUGUCCCCCACAGAGCCCUGUCCUCAACCCCACUGAACACCUUUGGGAUGAAGUCGAAUGCUGACUAGAGAUCCCACCUGAUAUCAGUGCCUGACCUCACUAAUGCUGUUGUACAGCCAUGCUCUGAGGUCCAGUGGAAAGCCUUUCCUAAAUAAUAAAGAUUAUUAUAGCAGAAAAGGGGGACUGCAUCUGGGAUGUUCAACAAACACAUAUAGGCAUGCUAGUCAGGUGUUCACAUACGUUUGGCUAUAUAGUGUAUGUUCAAUCUGAGAUAUUUCUUUGUCAAUAUUUUCAUAUUGCGGUGUAACUAGAGAUAACAAAUUUGUUGGUUUUGCAACAUUCACCAGUAUACAAUGUCACAGAACGGUCCCUGUUUAUAGUUGUCUGAAUGCUGUCUAGUCACACAAGUACUGUUGCUCAAGCCAAAGCUUAGGCAAGCUGGCCUUCUCUUUAUGAUAGUUAGACCGUGUUUCAACCUUGUUGAAAAAAAAAAAUACACUGAAUCUUUAUUAUAAUUAUUAAUAAUAAUUAAUAAUAUUAUAAUUAUUAAUAAUAAUUAAAUAACCUUUACUAGCUAGGACUUGGUGUUAGUGUUGUUAUGGUUACAGUGUGCAUGUCAUGUGAGUCAGCAAAGAAGGUGCUUCAACCAGUGCUCUCUGUAGAAAAAAAAGAAGUCUAGUGUGAAAGCAGCCUUAUUCCAAAGUCAUAGAAGAGGAACUGAAUGGAUGUCCUUUUGCCAAGGGCUCAAAGUGAGAUCCCUGUAGUACAUCCUCACAAAACACCAGCAUGUGUGAACUAAGAGAGUACAAUUUACAUAUGGGAUGGGAUAUUUACGGGAUAUUUACUUUUAGCAUAGAUAAAGCGCAAGAUAUUAUUAUUGUUCCCUGACACAGGGAACUUUCUGAGAGUGAAAGACAGACAGCACCUUGUCUGUCAAAGUAUCUUACCAUAAAUAUCGAAGUGCUUUACAGAUCAGUUUUGGGCAUUAGUGGUGUAUGAGGGGUUUGACUGGCCUUGAUGUUGAGCAGGGAUCUCAGGUUUGAGUCACUGACCAUGAUCUGUACUGUGCUCUUUAAAGAUGAUGUUUAACGUUUGCAUGACCUCGUAAAUGUUUACAUAAGCGAUGACAAACAUUAGAUAUUAUUAUUAUUAUCACUAUGCUAAUGUAACAAGGCAUUGAAACUUUUAUUGUAUGUUGUUGAAAACACAAAGUAUUUUGGCACCAAUGGAGGGCCACUUUUGAAUAUGGUGUGAAAAGCAUUUCGAAUUCAUGUCCUUUUUUUUUCCCCUUAGUAUUUGGACUAUUGUUUGUUUACUGUUGACUGAAGUUUUCAGUGCUGAUUUGAAGGUCUCAAAUGUUUCCUCUGGCCACAUCUACUGACACUAAAAGAAUAAUGUGACAAGCUUAGCACUGUUUUAUCUUGUAAUUUUGUUAGUUUGGCCACAAAAAGAUAAAACAGUCAUUAGACAAUAGCGCAAAAUUUAUUAAGUAUUGACAGUGCUCAUAGCUGCUCCCACAGCUUGUAGUCUAGUCUAUAAGGGAAAACAAAUGUCCAUAAGUACCAUAAUCAUUGAAUCACUAAUACACUAAAUAAAUGAGUUACUAUGCUUAGCAUUAGUAAGCACAGGAUUCUACCAUCUGAUGUGCUGAGAAACCCGGGACAGUAUUAUGCAUAAGAAACAGGAAAAUUACACAAAACACCUUCAACUUUUACUGCUCUAAUGUCGUGAAUUUGUGUAGUGAACUAUAUAUAAGUUAUACUCUAGUAUAAUUAUUACUGAUUUGGUUUGUUCCCGUUUAGGAUUUCAAUUACAUUUUGUUGCACUGGGCAAUUUCAAAUAUAAAAAGAAGCAAAUGUCCAUUUAUUACAAUUACAUUUAUUGCAUUGGAAGAUUGUAAAAUAUCUUUUGUUUUGUUUUGUAAAGGCUAUUUUGAGCUACCAAUAUAUGGAUGCAAUGCAUCAUGGGAUAUCGAUGGAUUAACAAAAAGUUAAAGAUUUGUAUCCUUGAGGAUCUUGUAGCAGGUUCUGAAAUAAACCCUCUUGUCUAUGCAUUGUGUACUCUGUAAACUUUAUAUGUACAGUGCAAAUAAAGUUCACAUCAAAGUGCUAUGCAAA